Molecule: messenger RNA, 2591 nt
Organism: Elgaria multicarinata webbii
Lineage: Eukaryota; Metazoa; Chordata; Lepidosauria; Squamata; Anguidae
Gene: NFATC4
Product: nuclear factor of activated T cells 4
Exons: 10
Coding region: 2-2539 (845 amino acids)
Biological process (GO): cytokine production; regulation of transcription by RNA polymerase II; calcineurin-NFAT signaling cascade
Cellular component (GO): transcription regulator complex
Molecular function (GO): transcription factor binding; RNA polymerase II cis-regulatory region sequence-specific DNA binding; DNA-binding transcription factor activity, RNA polymerase II-specific
Source: RefSeq, a predicted model, not a curated record
GAUGGGUGCAGCAAACUGUGAAGAUGAGGAUUUAGAAUUCAAGCUGAUCUUUGGAGAAGAAGAAAAAGACCCACCAGUUAUGGGGGUCCCCCUGGAAGACCUGGACACAGACAACCUCCCUGUCUAUUGUUCGCUCGCUCUUGGGGACCCUCCUCCUUAUGCUUCUCCUCUGAGCAUCCCAUGUCCGCUGCAUCUCGGUGGGGGCCGUGCUGGCAUGCAUUCUCCCCCUCCCCGCCCAGCCGACUUGGAUGGCGACACCUUUGAGAGUCAGCCGGCUCGACGCGUACGUCUAGGGAGUUCCCGGGUGCUGGAAUGCCCAAGCAUCCAGAUCACGACAAUUUCGCCGAGCCGACGGGGCGAGGAAGAUGAUUGGGACUCGUCGCCUCGUGACUAUCUCCUCCUGGAGGCCUUUGGGAACUACCGCGAGAUGGCUCCGUCUUCCGGGUUCUUCACGCCGAGUCCUGCCAGCAGUGGCAGCGUUUCCCCGUGGAGCUUCUUUUCGGAUGAUGAGGCUCCCGCUGGGGACGAUGUGGAGCACGAGCUGAAUGAGGCAGCAGCUCGUUUUGCCCUCAGCUCCCCCUUGGGUUCGCCAAGAGGCUCUCCCAAGCCAUGGUCCCCCGCCGAUGAGUCGUGGCCGGCCUAUGGCGCCAGCUACUCGCCAAGCCGGAGCACAGAGGAUGGCUGGAUGCUUCUGGGGCCCCGGCCAGCUUCCCCUUGCGGCAAGCGCCGCUAUUCUAGCUCUGAAACACACUCCUCGGCAUCCCCGUGUCUGUCCCGGAGGGGCAGCCUCGGCGAGGACACCCUGGGGGAGUCUGUGGAAGCAAGCAGUGAUGCAGCUCCCUUCAAUUGUACGGGAGCUCGGCUGGUGGAAAGCAUUCCCCAGAAAGCCCGGAAGACAUCAACUGAACAGACGGUGGCCCUUACCCGGAAGGAGGAGGGGAGCUGUAAUGGAGAGGAUGGGAGCAGUGGCAUCACAGGAGGCUUUGGACUUGGUACGACCCGAAAAGAAGGGAUGGAUUACCUCGCUGUGCCUUCUCCGUUGGCCUGGUCCAAGGCUCGUAUUGGAGGUCACAGUCCUGUAUUCAGGUCUUCUGCUCUCCCGCCUUUGGACUGGCCCCUCCCCAGUCAAUACGAACAGUUUGAACUGAAGAUCGAGGUGCAGCCGCGAACUCACCACCGGGCCCAUUACGAGACGGAGGGGAGCCGGGGUGCGGUGAAGGCUGCCCCAGGGGGACAUCCUGUGGUGAAGCUUUUAGGGUAUGAUGAGAAACCCCUUACCUUACAAAUGUUCAUCGGCACGGCGGAUGAGCGGAACCUGCGUCCCCAUGCCUUCUACCAGGUGCACCGUAUUACCGGCAAGAUGGUGGCUACCACGAGCUACGAAUCCAUCAUCAGUGGCACCAAGGUCCUCGAGAUGUCCCUGCUUCCCGAGAACAACAUGGCUGCCAACAUCGACUGUGCAGGGAUCUUGAAGCUGCGAAACUCAGACAUCGAGCUGCGCAAGGGCGAAACGGACAUCGGGCGCAAGAACACCCGGGUGCGCCUGGUCUUCCGUGUCCACAUUCCUCAAGGGAACGGCAAGGUGGUCUCCAUCCAGACGGCUUCUGUGCCCAUCGAGUGCUCCCAGCGCUCGGCUCAAGAGCUCCCCCAAGUGGAAAGCUACACCCUCAGUGCGUGCUCGGUGCAUGGUGGGGAAGAGCUGGUGAUCAGUGGUGCCAACUUCCUGCCUGAAUCCAAAGUUGUCUUCAUUGAACGAGGCCCCGAUGGAAAACUCCAGUGGGAAGAAGAGGCAAGUGUUAAUCGGUUGAAGAGCACGGAGGCCUCGCUGACCCUCACCGUUCCCGAAUACAGCAACAAGCGAGUGUCGCGGCCCGUUCAGACAUACUUCUAUGUUUCAAACGGGCGCCGGAAAAGGAGUCCAGCUCAGUCCUUCAAAUACUUACCUGUGAUCUUCAAGGAAGAACCGCUUCCGGAUUCUCCACACCGCAGUUUCCCGCACGUCUCUCAAAGUCCUCUCUUCCCACCGCCGUCAGCCCAGGGCACGAUGGAUUUCUCCCCUUCUGGGCCACCCUACCCAUAUGGCCCAGAACACUCCCCGCCCUGUUCCCCCUAUGGCCCUGAUUGGAGCCCUUGCUCAUUCCCUACCCCGCCGCCCCGCUACAGCCCCGCCUUCCGUUUCCCCGCCAACGAGGCCUACCGGGGCGUUAACCUUUCGGUGCCUCUCCUUGCUCCGGCGGGCCUCCCUCACCUUCAUGCUCUAGACUGCCGCCCACCCCAUUUCCAGCCUCCCAGCCCACAACUCGGCCCCCAACCGCCAGGGCGGGGAGAAACCCAUUGUGGAGAGAGGACUCAGGAAUGGACGGGCCGAGAGCUCGUGUCGGACGAGCACAGCACCAAGGAGCUGGAGAAACCGGGGUUUGGCAGUGGCUUCCGGGAUAACUUGCCCAUCCAUGGGAUCACGCUGGAGGAAGUAACCGAGAUCAUCGGCAGGGACUUGAGUGACUUCCCCGAACCAUCCUGCGAAGGGGGGCGGAGCUGAGAAAUUGCCACACCCCGGACGCUCAAAUCUUCAAGAGGACCGGAAGCUCAGC